Messenger RNA from Harpegnathos saltator (Jerdon's jumping ant), 660 nucleotides. RefSeq names its product histone H2A. Lineage: Eukaryota; Metazoa; Arthropoda; Insecta; Hymenoptera; Formicidae. Gene Ontology annotation, cellular component: nucleosome. Gene Ontology annotation, molecular function: DNA binding; structural constituent of chromatin; protein heterodimerization activity. The transcript has a single exon. The coding region runs from base 43 to 417 and encodes 124 amino acids. The record is from RefSeq and is a predicted model, not a curated record.
UGACAGAGGAACGAUUUCUUUGUGUACGUAAGCUGAACUAAGAUGUCUGGUCGCGGAAAGGGCGGUAAAGUCAAGGGAAAGGCGAAGUCCCGUUCGAAUAGGGCUGGACUGCAAUUCCCUGUCGGCCGUAUACACCGAUUGCUGAGGAAGGGAAACUACGCUGAGCGCGUCGGUGCCGGUGCUCCGGUUUACUUGGCUGCCGUCAUGGAAUAUCUCGCUGCUGAGGUAUUGGAGUUGGCUGGUAACGCAGCUCGUGACAACAAGAAGACGAGAAUCAUUCCCCGUCACCUGCAGCUUGCCAUUCGCAAUGACGAGGAGUUAAACAAGCUGUUGUCUGGUGUGACUAUCGCACAAGGUGGCGUGUUGCCGAACAUUCAGGCUGUUCUGCUACCUAAGAAGACCGAGAAGAAGGCAUAAAUUCUCAGAAGUCAUACUCAAACGGCCCUUUUCAGGGCCACAAUUAUCUCUGACAAUGGAACAAUCUUGUCUAGCAUCUGUAGCAUCAAGACAAAACCUAUUCUAACCUAACCUAAUCUAAUCUAACCUACUUACCUGCCGCCUCAACAUUGAGGUUAUACAAACCUUUCAUGAAGUCCAAUAUUCUUGAUUUUUGUUUAUAUAAAGCAUUAAUACGUUGAAACUGCUGAGACAAUCAUUUAU